Messenger RNA from Diceros bicornis minor, 1951 nucleotides. Its product is annotated as NADH-cytochrome b5 reductase 3. Gene Ontology annotation, cellular component: mitochondrion. The record is from RefSeq and is a predicted model, not a curated record. Gene Ontology annotation, molecular function: FAD binding; oxidoreductase activity. Lineage: Eukaryota; Metazoa; Chordata; Mammalia; Perissodactyla; Rhinocerotidae. The coding region runs from base 81 to 986 and encodes 301 amino acids. The transcript is spliced from 9 exons.
AGGUGACGUGCGGGGCGGGCCUGGCCGCAGCGGCCCCACUGUUUCGGCGACGGCGGCGGCAGAGCGAGCGCGGCGCCACCAUGGGGGCCCAGCUGAGCACGUUGGGCCACGUGGUCCUGUCCCCAGUCUGGUUCCUCUACAGCCUGCUCAUGAAGCUGUUCCAGCGCUCCACCCCGGCCAUCACCCUCGAGAGCCCGGACAUCAAGUAUCCACUGCGGCUCAUCGACAAGGAGGUCAUCAGCCAUGACACCCGGCGGUUCCGCUUCGCCCUGCCGACGCCCCAGCACAUCCUGGGCCUCCCGGUCGGCCAGCACAUAUACCUCUCAGCUCGAAUCGACGGAAACCUCGUCAUUCGGCCCUACACCCCCGUCUCCAGCGAUGACGACAAGGGCUUCGUGGACCUGGUCAUCAAGGUUUACUUCAAAGACACUCAUCCCAAGUUUCCGGCUGGAGGGAAGAUGUCCCAGUACCUGGAGAGCAUGAAGAUUGGAGACACCAUUGAGUUCCGGGGCCCGAAUGGGCUGCUGGUCUACCAGGGCAAAGGAAAGUUUGCCAUCCGUCCAGACAAGAAAACCAGCCCGGUCAUCAAGACGGUGAAGUGUGUCGGCAUGAUUGCGGGAGGGACGGGCAUCACCCCGAUGCUGCAGGUGAUCCGCGCCAUCAUGAAGGACCCGGACGACCACACCGUGUGCCACCUGCUCUUUGCCAACCAGACCGAGAAGGACAUUCUGCUGCGGCCCGAGCUGGAGGAACUGAGGAACCAGCACUCUGCGCGCUUCAAGCUCUGGUACACACUGGACAGAGCCCCUGAAGACUGGGACUACAGCCAGGGCUUCGUGACCGAGGAGAUGAUCCGGGACCACCUUCCGCCCCCGGAGGAGGAGCCGCUGGUGCUGAUGUGCGGGCCCCCGCCCAUGAUCCAGUACGCCUGCCUGCCCAACCUGGAGCGCGUGGGCCACCCCAAAGAGCGCUGCUUCGCCUUCUGAGGGCCGGGCCCCGGCUGCCUGCACGCCGCCCCGCGCCCUCCCCGGGCUCUCUGUCCACACAUAGCCCUCCCUGCUGCCCUUCUUUCACGCCACUGUCCCCCACGUCUCCUGCUGCGGCCCCGGGUUCAGCCUGGCCUGCCCGUGCCGGGGUGGUCACCCCGCUGGGCUGGCCCCCAGGGGCCCCUAUAGGAGAGGGUUCUGUUCCAGAUGGGCCACCGUCGGCCACCUUCAGGGCAGGUUCCUGUCUGGCCCUCACUGGUUCUUACUGGUGAUGCCUGGCCCUGGCCCUGCCUAUCCCUCCCCCUACCCCCCACACUACUGGGCCGAGGCUGCCAGCACCAUGCUCCCCCCACCUGCCCAGAGCGGGCCACACUCUGGAAAUAAACGGAAAUGUACGGGAAGCCCCGAGCUGUGGGUGUCCCUGGCCACCGCCUCGGGACCCCUACCUGCCCUUCACUGCCAGGCCUCAGCACCCGACACUACAUGACAGGUAACACCAAAUAGCCCUCCUGGCAGGGGCUAUGGGGUGAGAGGCUGCCCCACCGUAGGGCCAGGCAGGCCCGGCCAGCAGGGAGCUCGGCUCUCCCGGGGCUGGAGUCGGGGAGGGGGCUGGCUGAGGGCCCUCCUGAAACCUCGGCAUUCCCCAGCACCCAAACAUUUGGGCAGCUUUGGGAGUUCCAAGCUGUCAGCUCGGCAGCCUGACUGACCGCCUGGGGGUCCUGGGCUGCCAGUCCUGAUGGCAGAGCUAAGACAACAUUUAUUUAUUCCUCUGUCCCAAACCCCGCUCCUGCUGCCCUCGCCCCGGCGUGGGGGAGAUUUCGAGCAGAGCCUCUAGUCUGAGAGACGUUCUCAGUGGCCUCGACGUUGCCUUUAGACGACCGUGUCAGCCUCUUGCGUAUCGGCUUUUUCAGAGUCAUUUAUGAGCAGAAAAACAUUGAAGUAAACUUUGCUAAUAUGAACCCUUC